Sciurus carolinensis (gray squirrel) is the source of this 4779-nucleotide messenger RNA. RefSeq names its product CNKSR family member 3 (gene Cnksr3). Lineage: Eukaryota; Metazoa; Chordata; Mammalia; Rodentia; Sciuridae. The coding region runs from base 567 to 2213 and encodes 548 amino acids. The transcript is spliced from 13 exons. The record is from RefSeq and is a predicted model, not a curated record. Gene Ontology annotation, molecular function: protein binding. Gene Ontology annotation, cellular component: cytoplasm; membrane. Gene Ontology annotation, biological process: regulation of signal transduction.
GCGACCGGGGGAGCUGAAACUUUGUAAUCCGAGCGCGCACGCUCUGCGCUCCUCCCUGCCAGGGCGGCCCCCGAGCGCGGCGCAGGAGGUGGGGCCCGCGGGCGGGAAGGCUCGGGCGCCAGCGCACGCGGAGCGGGGACCCAGCGGAGCACACGGGCGCACCGGGGGAGCCGCGGGGGAACCGGGCGCGCGUUCCGGGAGCCGAGGAAGCGGUCCCAGGCGGGGAGAGUCCCGGGCCGAACUGAGGCCAGGAGUCUGGGGUCGCAGCUCUGCGCGCCCGCAACUGCCGUCGCCCAGGAGCCGCAGCUGUGCCCGGGGUCCCGGCGGCGGCCUCGGGGAAAGGAGGAAAGCUGCAGCUGGACUGUGGCAGCUGGAGGAGGAGCCGCGCAGCUGUCCCCUGUGCUGGCAACCGGACCGCUCUCCCCCGGCUGAGCCGCGCCGGGAUGACCCGCUGACCGCUGCCAUGCAGCCUUGACGGGGCGCUCUGGAGCGCAGGGACCGAGCCGCGGCGCAGGCAGCAGUUUACCGCUGACCCCGCUAACCCGGCGGGCAGCGAAUCCUGUACCAUGGAGCCCGUGACCAAGUGGAGCCCCAAACAAGUGGUCGACUGGACGAGAGGGUUAGAUGACUGCCUGCAGCCGUAUGUCCACAAGUUUGAGCGGGAGAAGAUAGAUGGGGAGCAGCUGCUGCGGAUCUCCCAUCAGGAUCUUGAAGAGCUGGGGGUCACACGAAUCGGACACCAGGAGCUGGUGUUGGAGGCUGUGGACCUUCUCUGUGCACUGAAUUAUGGCCUUGAAACUGAUAAUAUGAAGAACUUGGUUCUGAAACUGCGAGCAUCUUCCCACAACUUACAGAAUUAUAUAAGUAGCCGGCGGAAGAGUCCAGCUUACGAUGGGAGCACUUCACACAAGCCCCCCAACGAGUUCCUGACGUCCGUGGUGGAGCUCAUUGGAGCUGCCAAGGCCCUGCUAGCCUGGCUGGACCGGGCUCCGUUUACAGGGAUCACUGAUUUCUCGGUAACAAAGAACAAGAUCAUUCAGCUUUGCUUGGACCUGACCACGACCGUGCAGAAGGAUUGCCCUGUGGCAGAGAUGGAGGAUAGAGUUUUAACUGUAGUCAAGGUUUUAAAUGGCAUCUGUGACAAAACAAUCCGCUCCACCACAGAUCCUGUUAUGAGCCAGUGUGCGUGCCUCGAGGAAGUUCACUUACCAAACAUUAAACCUGGGGAAGGCCUGGGCAUGUACAUCAAGUCGACCUACGAUGGAUUGCACGUGAUUACUGGAACCACAGAAAAUUCUCCUGCAGACAGAUCGCAGAAGAUUCAUGCUGGGGAUGAAGUCAUUCAGGUUAACCGGCAGACUGUGGUGGGAUGGCAGCUAAAAAAUCUGGUGAGGAAACUGAGAGAGAAUCCCACCGGAGUCGUGUUGCUGCUUAAGAAGAGGCCCACGGGUUGUUUUAACUUCACGCCGGCCCCCCUGAAGAACCUGCGCUGGAAGCCGCCUCUUGUGCAGACCUCGCCCCCUCCCACCACGACCCAGUCCCCCGAAAGCACCAUGGAUGCCUCGCUGAAGAAGGAGAAGCCAGCCAUCCUGGAUCUGUACAUUCCUCCUCCGCCUGCUGUUCCCUACUCUCCUCGGGAUACCUAUGGAGGAUUCAGUAAGUGUAAACAGCCGUUGCCUGGCCCGAAGGGUUCGGAGUCCCCAAAUUCCUUCUUGGACCAGGAGAGCCGGAGACGAAGAUUUACCAUUGCUGACUCUGAUCAGUUGCCUGGGUACUCAGUGGAAACCAACGUUCUGCCCACAAAACUGAGAGAGAAAACACCGUCUUAUGGCAAGCCCCGGCCUUUGUCCAUGCCCGCGGACGGGAACUGGAUGGGGAUCGUGGACCCUUUUGCCAGACCUCGAGGUCAUGGGAGGAAAGGGGAAGACGCACUCUGCAGGUAUUUCAGCAACGAGCGGAUUCCCCCCAUCAUCGAGGAGAGCGCCCCUCCCCAGUACCGCUUCUCCAGACCCACGGCCGAGCGGCACCUGGUGCGGGGCGCAGACUACAUCCGAGGGAGCAGGUGCCACAUCAACUCAGAUCUCCACAGCAGCGCCACCAUUGCGUUCCAGGAGGGGACCAAGAAGAAAUCUGCCUCUUCGGGGAAGUCCUCCUCCGCAGAGCAGUCCCUGCUGGUCAGCUGGCUCACCCGCCUGAAGCUAUUGACUCCCUGAGGGCUGCCCUGGAGGGACCCCUGCCUGUCUCCUGCUACCAAGUGCCUCCUUCCUCAGUGGACAGACUCUUGGGACUUCAUCCACAGUGUUAUGUAGUGACCCUGCGUGAUUUCACUUCCUGUUUUGGAAAGUCGAAUGCUGCCUUUCUCGGAAUUGGAUGGCAGCAGAUGCAGAGGACCUUAGGUGCUGCUGGUGGAGGCGGAAGGAGGGAUGGGGAGGGUCUGCUUUUCCUCCAGUCCCCAGCAUUGGAACCCGGAGUGGCCCUGUAAAUCCACAUGUGGGCCAGAAGGUUCUGGUCAUUGUCAGGAACUGGCGACGUUGUUUGUUGUUUUCUCGGGUGGGGGGACUGAAACUGAUGGCUCUUGUCACACUGACGUGUUGGUUGCUGGUCCACCUUCUUUACCUGAAAAAGCCAGUGGAGAACACAUUUUUGUUUUGAUUUUUUUAAAGCUAUAUACCAUAUUUUAAGUGCAGCAGCUUCGCCGUUGGCAUUGGCAGGCGUGUGCGGGGCUCUUCAGAGCAGAGUUCACAUGUGGGCCUGUGACCCUCGGUUAACCCCCUUUCAUAGCAACCUCAGUCUAGGUCAGUUAGUUCAGAAACACGAGCACAUUUCCACAGGGCUCAUUCCACACCGAGAAGGACUUGGUCAUUUGUGAGAGGUGUGGUCCGUGUUGUCACGUAUCGUCUUUUGGGGAAAAGAAGCUAUAAGAUUUGCUGAAAGCCAAAGUCUCAUUCAGGAAGGUAAAGCAAGAUUUAGGUUUAUGAGAGCUACAUCAGUUUGCAUUUUGACCUAUUCAAUGUCUGUCUUUGGUUUUUGAUUUUAAGUGAAUUAUGAAAAUUCUUCUGUUGGUAAAACAACCUCCAGUUCUUUCAAAACCGCAUACAUUUUGAUAAUUAGAAAUAUCUCGGAAAGCCUCAAGGUCACUAAUUUUCAACUAGCAUCAGGUAUUUUGAAAAGGCAUCUGGGUAUUAACGCUCAUUUAAACUGAAUGUAUGAUAUUUUGUUAGAAUGGAAAAGUACUAUCUUGUUAAUUUAAGUGUUUUAAAUAUAGUUGUAUAUUUUUCUUACUCCUAGUCACCUGUAAUUGAAAUAUUUCUGUCCUGCGUCAUACCUGAAGCUAAUGAAGAAGAGCGUUCACGGUCCUUUCUCAUCUACUUGGGACCGACCACCUUUGCUGCCACCAGCGUGGGCACUCAUAUUGAAAAAUGCAAUAAACCCUCCUAAGCAUUUGGGGGUUUUACCAAUUAGCAACGGGGCCGCAGAGGCAUGUGCAGAGUGAAAUUAGAACGGGAAUCUUCCCAGGGGCUCUAGCAGAGCUGGUAUUCCUACUCCAGACGGCCUCCUCACAUCCCUGGAAUUGUUUAUUUUGCUGAACUGCCUGAAGGUCCAUCCGUGAGAGACUCAGUGGAGUUGGUGAACCUCUUCUCUGUAGAAGGCCUCUGAUGGGUAAGGGAACUGGUAGCCACUCCCCAGUUAGUGUGACUGGAUUCACGCAGGCUGUCCACCUCCCCGGGACCCACGGAGGCUGUGCACCCUCCCAGGGAUAGGAGAGAGGCUGGAGGGUGUGACUGGGCGAGUGUGCGCGUGGGUGUGAGGGCAGUGUGUGUGGACAGGCACUGGCCAGGAGGGAGCGGCCUCAGAGGAGAGCCGGGCAGGUCUUGCCCGUCUGCUGUCCCCUGAGCUGGCCGUGGGUGCAGUACGGUGACUGCGCUUCCUUUCACUCCCUGGAUUUAGGGGAGGGUUCUUAGUGUUGUAGUUCUAAAAGCUUUGGAGGGGCCGGGCAUGGUGGUGCACACCUGUAAUCCCAGCUGCUCAGGAGGCCAGGGCAAGAGGAUUGUGAGUUCAAAGCCAGCCUCAGCAACUUAGUGAGGCCCUGUCUUUAAAUUAAAAAAAGAAGAAGAAAGAAAGGUGGGGGUUUGGUAUGUGGUUCAGUGGUUAAGCACCCUUGGGUUCAAUCCCAGUUGCCAAAAAAUAAAAAAGCCUUGGAGGUAUUAACUGGCAGGGUAGCCCUUUUCUGUGGAGAAGAUGCCACUUGUGCAUUGGAUGACCAUCCUCAGAAUGACUUUUCAGAACCAGUCUUCACUAUAUGCAGUGCCUGACUUAAACUACCGUACCAGAUUCGCACUUCUGCAGCCAGGGGGAAGGCCAAAGAAGGUUCCGGCUUCCUCUGCUUUCAGUCAGCCUCUGCAAUUUUGUUUUUGUUUGUACUUUUAUCUGGAGAUGUCUUCUAAAUUGUGUUUGAAAAAUAUAUUGCUGCUAAAAAAAAAAUCGUAAACCUCUCCUUUUGCAAUAUAUCAAACAGUAGUUCAUAUGAAUUUCUUAGAACUGAAUGGAAACUGCUGGCCUUAGUCCAGUGUCAUGGUGGACGUGUGUCAACAUGAAGAGAUGUAGGAUGUCAGUAGUUGAAAGCAGCGCUCUGAGCCCCACCUGACACCCACACCGUUUUGUAAUAAAAGUUUUAUAACAUCACUUUACAAUCAUGGCGUGAAAAUCAUGGGUGAUGAAAUACAUUCAGACAAAGGCAUCGCAUCUCUUUCUGUUCUGAAACGAACUGAUUAACAAGUU